GCCUCCCCCGCCUGCGUCGGUCGCAGGGUUGGGCCGCGGAGCAGCUCGGAGCGGAGCCGGGGUUGGGGGGGAGCGGCGGUACCGGGGGAAACUGUGUAUAUCUAUGUGUGUCCACUCUUUCUUGGGAAAUGUCCAGUGUUUCCAGUUACGCCCAACGAAUGGCCCAUCUGAGUGCUCGGAUAUUUGGAGAAAUGACCAGGCCAACUGACACAAAAUCUAUGAAAGUAGUGAAGCUCUUCAGUGAGCAACCUUUGGCCAAACGGAAGGAGGUCUACAGCUGGUAUCCUCCUCACAACACCUACUAUGCCCUCAUGAAGAAACUCCGCUACUUUGGUCUUUACAGAGAUGAGCAUCAAGACUUUAAAGAGGAGAUGAGACGGUUGAAAAAGCUCCGUGGGAAGGAAAGACCAAAAAAGGGGGAAGGAAAGAGAGCUGUCAAGAAGAAAUAAUGUCACUUCAGCAAUAUAAUGAACUUCUCUGGAGAUGCUAGGGAGAUGCUUCAUCUGGAGAUGCUGUAAUUCAGGUUUUCUGUUCCCAGCUGGAGAGGGCUUGGCAUGUGAACUGCAUAUGGGAGCUGGAGGAACACACUGUAAAAUGCUGGAGUCUGCCUUGUUAGUGCACUUGGAUCUGCAGUUUUAUUGUUUUGUGAAUUUCUAUAGUUCAAAUAUUCUGUAUAUUGCAGCAUGUUGAUUUGUCAUGAGAUCCCUCUCUUUCCUAAGUAGUAACAACAGAAGCAAAAAAUAAAAGUGCUCAGUUUUUUUAUUGCAUA
This is a messenger RNA of Rhea pennata, 769 nucleotides long. It is a transcript of the gene MRPS33, whose product is annotated as mitochondrial ribosomal protein S33. Lineage: Eukaryota; Metazoa; Chordata; Aves; Rheiformes; Rheidae. The transcript has 3 exons. The record is from RefSeq and is a predicted model, not a curated record. The coding region runs from base 129 to 449 and encodes 106 amino acids. Gene Ontology annotation, cellular component: mitochondrion.